CAGACAUCCACCCUGUGUCCCGCCGCAGCCCACACACCCUACACACGCCACCCUCGCCGCCGCAUCCACUCACACGCCUCACACACCCUCCCGCUAUCACAAUCCGGAGACACUACACACGCACGAGGAGUCUAGAAACCUGAGGGAGGCGCUGACGAACUCAGGAACCCGAAGCCGAAGUCAGGGUCACGAGGGGAGUCCGGACGCGAGUAGGAGUUGUGGCUGUCAGGUCUUGUCACACUGAGACGCUCUUCGGAGGCAGUAGGAACGGUGGCAGAGUAGUACAACAGUAGCAGCUGAACCACCCAAGCGACCUGCAACCAUCCACCCAAACCAACAGCAACAACAACUAGAACCACCACAACCAUCACUAGACCAUCCAUCCUCCCUCACCAUUACCACCACUACCACCACCACCACCACCACCUGCACCACCCCAUUAAAGGCAGGCGUUAAGCGCGUGGAAAGCCAGACACGGUACACAAGACCUGGUGGAACAUAACUAGGGUACCCUUGCCAGUUCCCUGAGUUUCUCCCCCUUCACCGCCCUCUCCACCAGUGCCCGCCCUCACGCCCCUCGCCCCUCCCUCCACCACCACCAUACUUGGAUCCAUCUGUGAGUGCAGCCCACCUGAAGCCGGCAAAAUUUCAUUCUCCAGCUUCAAAGCCUCUUUCUCAAGCAAUGUUAACUAUCUCAAGAGAAGGUUCUCUUCUGGGGAUCUCUCGGCAGAGUGUGACGAUGAAGAGGCGAGUCUACGGAAACAAGAAAUUAUUACCCAACAGGUAUGAAUGCAAACAGGUGAGCAGCAACAGCAGCGGCGUGGGCGGGAGCGUGGGCGGGACUACCUAUGGUUCCAGCGACACCACCACGCCCGCGCCCUCCUCGGGGUCCACGGGCGGGGGAGGGUUCAGUCUCAACUUUUCAAGACCCGGAUCCCGCACCACGUCCGCUCCCUCCUCCCCCUCCAAGACCAGGGAGAGCUUCCUUCAGCGCGUGUCCUCCCUGACGGGCGCGGUGCGGAGCGAGGUCACAGCCCAGGUCAGGCCGGCGUACAACAAGGACCGCUGCUUUACUCUCCUCGUUAUAGAUGACCAAAACACAGACUGGUCAAAGUACUUCAGGGGCAAGCGCAUCCACGGGGACUGGGACAUCAGGGUGGAACAGGCUGAGUUCAGGGAGCUGAGCGUGACGGCUACAUCAGACAGCGGCGUGAACGUGUCCAUGGUCGUGUACAGGAACGGCGCCAAGGUGGUCAGAUCCUUCAAGCCGGACUUCGUGCUGAUCCGCCAGAACCUGAGGGAUGCCGGGGAGGACUACAAGAACAUCCUACUGGCACUUAAAUUUGGCGGGGUUCCCUCAAUCAACAACAUCAAUGCUAUUUACAAUUUCCAGGACAAGCCGUGGGUGUUCGCUCACAUGAUGGAAAUACAGAAGCGGCUCGGUAAAGAUAACUUCCCAUUAAUAGAACAGAGCUACUUCCCAAACCACAAGGAAAUGCUGUCUGCGCCCCGGUACCCCUGCGUGUUUAAGAUCGGCCAUGCUCACGGAGGUCUGGGCAAGAUACGAGUGGAGAGCAAUGCAGACUUCCAGGACAUGGCAAGCGUGGUGGCCGUGGCGAACACCUAUUGCACCACGGAACCUUAUGUGGAUGCCAAGUAUGACGUGCAUAUACAGAAAAUUGGAGCUAUGUAUAAGUGCUUCCAGAGAAAGUCGAUAUCCGGGAACUGGAAGACGAACACGGGAUCUGCCAUGCUGGAACAGACGGCCAUGACGGAGCGGUACAAGCUGUGGGUGGACGAGGUGUCAUCUCUGUUCGGGGGCCUGGACAUCUGUGCCAUCGAAGCCAUAGUGGACAAGGCGGGUAACGAGCACAUCAUUGAAGUCAACGACUCCGCCCUGACGCUCAUGGGAGACUCGCAGGAGGACGACAGGAGGUACAUCGCAGAGCUGGUGGCCAUUAAAAUGCAGGACAACUGCUUCCCCCAGGGGGCGACGCGGCCGGCGGAACUCACCAGGGGCGCCUCCCGUCAAUCCCUCAGCGGCCCGCAAACUUCCAGGGGCGGCUCUCCUACUGAGGAGUCUUCCCGCCUUACCAUGGGAGAGACGCCAAUCCCCGGUGGGUCCCCGAGUCAACAGCGGCGGGAUUCCCAGGCCUCCCAGUCGAGCAGCAUGAGUGGCUUCAGCAGCGCCAGCGGUACGAGACGGCAGGUGGACGACAGCAGCCAGUCCUCCCAGCAGUCCGGGCAGCAGCAGCAGAAGGGAUCUCUGUUCGGCCGCCAAACCUCCGUAACUGCGUCGACGGAAGGUAGCGGGGUCUCAGGCGCAGUCCCAGGCACAGGCGGGCCCGACGACACCGAGGACACGAUGAAGAACCUGCGCAAGACCUUCGCUGGUAUCUUCGGCGACAUGUAAAGCCCCGGAGACUGGAGAGAUUCGCGGCCGGCAGCUACUUACAUACAUACAAACGAGUCUGGCUUGCGGUGCGCGUGCGUGCCAGCCUCCCGCAAUAAAACCCACUCAAAGUCUCGGGUCAAUGAGAAUGUGCAAGCAGCGAGUGCCCAGAUCUCCUCUUCCUCUUCAGUAAUCGUGAGAAGCUUAUGCUAAGAAAAAAAAACUAAAAACGCGACAAAAAAAAAAAAGGAAUUAUUUUCAUUCUACUCGUCUGUUGAAAUCUGCCUUAAAAGAACAAGAGCUCUAAACGAAAGUUACAUUACACAGACGCCCCUCAAGGCUGACACACCUAGAGACACAUACACACAUACCUUCUGUCUCCCCAUCAGUAUUCGUGACUGGGCUGGCUCUCACCUUCCUCACCACCUGUCCAACUACCCACACCUCUCCUCCUCUCCCAGGCUUCCUUCCUUGACCCAGUCCACUCCGUCAUUCCAGCCUUAUGAACCAAUCACAUAGAGGUCAUUGUUACUGUUGCCUCCCUCUCUGGUCACGAGGGGUCGCCCAGCCCUCGUGUGUUUUAUAUCGAGGCGAAUUCAGUUCCAUGGACGAAAAAGACAAAGCGAAGUGUGAUAUUUUUAUGGUACUUUUUUCCAUCAUAACCUUUUGCGUGAUCACGAGGCAUUUUUCUAUUAAUCUUUUUUUUAUAUACACACCUGCCCCGCCAACUGACUGUGUUUAUAUAUAUACAUAUAUGUUGUCUUUCGCGAGUGUUGCAGUCAGUCCCGUUUUUCUAUAAGGCAUCUAAGCACAGAAAGGGAAAACGAAAACAAGGUCAAUUCGGGGGAAACUACAGAAUAGCGACUAUUUUUUUUUUUUUUCUUACAAUAUCAAAAGGAGAGAAGGUGGAGUGAGUUUGGGACAGGAAGUGAGGAUGGAAGACAUGAACUGAGAAGGGGGUGGUGAAGAAUAAAGAUCGAUGAAUUAUAAAUACUUAGUUAGGCCAAAGCUUCUUAGCCUCAGCAGUAAGCAGUAGUGGUGCAGGCUUCUCCAGGGGUCCGCGAUACGAAGGGGAAAAAUGGGCAAUGAUUUACGAAGAUGGAAGGGGAAAAACACGGUAGAAUAUGCAGCCUUUAUUUUUUUCUCUCUCUGCCGUCAUUGGGGCGUAAACGAGUCUCUCCAACGAGGUUUUCAUGAGUCCAACGUGUUCAUUUUCAGUCCUGGGUUGCGCUUGAUCCCUCGCUACUACUUCGGCAGCCAAUCGGCUCUUAGGAUUUGGGGUCACGUGAUUUCAAGCGCCAAUCAGUGUACGAGUUGCCUCGGCUUUUGUUGCCCUUCCUCCUUCCAGACAUGUACUAGUGCGUAGUGACUUCAUUAGUAGAGUAAGUCAAAUGAAAACGAGGACUAGCAAAGAAGCAAUAAAUAUCACUAUUUUAGAAUCAUCCAAUUACCUUUUUGGGGGUUUAGGUCACGUGACUUCAAGGACCAAUGGAUGCAUAAUAACUAUACGUGUCAAAAAGGCAAAACGAAACUGAACACGAGGGGGGUUCAAAACAUACCACAAGCAAUUAUGGAAAAAGAAAAAAUAACAAAAAAAAUAUUAUAACAGCUGAUCUGAACCAACUGCUGCCGAAGGAAAGACGAGGACGAUUAACGUGGUGGGUGGCGAGGGACUAACAACCCAAACACUAAAGUCAACCAACCAAAGCAAACAAACCCCCCGAAAAAAAUGUUGUUAGCAAUAUCGCUCUGUGUUGUUUACUCUCUUGUGGGUGGACUUCUCUGGCUGUUUGUGCUGUGCGUGAGUCUUGAUGUGUUCGUUCGUCUUUUAUUGACCUAAAACUCGUGGUUGUCUUAAAAACAAUACCGUAAUACACUUUCUGACGUGUUUUGAUGGUACCGACGGUGGCGAUGCGCAGAUGACCCUUCCAGUGCGCACCCCGCCCCUUCCUUCUUCCCGAGACAGGUCAAGAGAGGUGAAGAUUGUCGGGGAUUCACUAGGAAGUUCGCUACUCUUUUUCAUUAAUUGUCUCUUCGGGGUUUCGCUACAACUCGUGCUAGUGUUCGAAGCUUCAUGAAUACAAGUUCUCGUCGGUUAAGUCUUUGAAGUUUUAAGUCACAGCAUAACACAUCGAACCCCGCUGGUCUUUAUAAUCUAAAGCUUUUCGAACUUCGGGCAAAGGGGAAAGAAAACACGAAGUAGAUAAAAUUAGGAAAGAUGAGGAAAACGUGGUGUUAUGACAAAGGAAGAAGAGAGAGAAGGAGAUAUACAUAUAUGAAUGAAACGAGAUGUAGAGUGAAAGGAAAGAGAACACAAGAUAUAGGGUGGAUGAUGAAAAGAAGGAAAGAUUAGAAAACGUAACAUUAUGACAAAGAAGAAAUGGAGGGAGAUGAGCAUAGAUGGAUUAAAUUAAAAGUGAAGGGAAGAUAUAUGGAGGAAUCACAGACUUCAGAACUUGCAAAAAAUGUAGAGAAAAGAAUGAGUUAGAAAAAUGCAAGAAAAGAAGGGGGAAUAUAAAGAAAGGUACGGAUUGCUAAAGCCACAAAAAAAAAAAAUAAUAAUAAUAAUUGGGAUGGAGACGAAAGUAGGAAUGAAGUUAACGAUCAAGAUAAUAAAGAACUGUACAUGACACAGAUAGAAAUGGAGAAAUAUAACUAAAAUAAAAAAAAGGCGAAAAUAAGAAAAAAGGAAGGAAUUACAUUAUCAAAUAAAAAAAAAGAUACAACAAUAAAGAAAGGAAGGAAUUACGCUAAGAAAAAAUAACGAAUUUAGAUAAAAAUGAAGAGAUAGCGUCAAGGAAAAAAAAGAGCUGGAAAAGAUAGUAAAGAAAGGAAAAGCCAAAACAACAAAAACAAUAUGAAAAAAAUAACAAAAAAUUAAGGUAAAGCCACACAAAAAAGGAAGAGAAUAAGAAACGGAAGAACAAAACAAAACAAAAAUAAAUAAAUAAAAUAAUAAUAAGUAAAUAAUAAAUAAAAAGAACGGGAAAAGCAAAAUAUAAGAAGUAUAGAUGAUAAAGAAACCAAUGGAGGAAUAGGAAAAUAAGAAACGGAGAGACAAAAAAUGACAAAAAUAUCAAUAAAAAAAUAAAUAAAUAACUGAAAAAAUAUAAACAAAAAAAUGGAGUUGACAGAGAAAGCACAGGAGGGACAACACCACAAAAGACACAAGAAGAAAGCCAAAGAAGAGAAAGAGAGCAAUGAGCGGGAAGGUAGCAGGAAGGCAGGGGCGCGGGUUGGACAUGGCAGGGGAUGUGAGUGUCUGCGCGCUGCCGUCGUCACUGUUACAACUGUUGUCCUCGUCAGGAGCAGCAGAUGCCUUGGUCCUAUAUCACUAAUUCCCUGUAUAUGUUCAGCAUGUGUAAUCACUUUUAAAACGAUAGAAACUCCAUUACGUAUAUUUAAAAGAGAAGAGAAAGACAAAACAAAAGGAGUAAAAAAUAUAUAUAUGAAUAUACAUACAUAACUCUAGUUGCUACUGAGUCUGUCUGUUACUCACUUUUUUUCCGUUGUUGUUUGUAAGUAAGUAAGUCAAGUAAAAUGUAAAGUAAAUAAGUGCGUUCUGUUGAUAGAUUUGUAUGAUGUUGUUGUGUUCUCCUGGCUUCUGCGGAGUGAGGCAAACUUCAGUUACGGCUUCUUUGUACUCUCUCUCUCUCUCUCUCUCUCUCUCUCUCUCUCUCUCUCUCUCUCUCUCUCUCUCUCUCUCUCUCUCUCUCUCUCAUCGUCCACAGGUCUUCCUCUCUCAUAGCUAGUUAGCCGACGUAGAAAUUGACGGAGAAAUUAAUGUUAAUCUAUACGGUUCACUUUCCUAUGCUGUUUCGAACCUCUCAUUCAGUCGUUCGGUGACAAACUCGAGGCUUCAGACAGCUCCUGGGGCCCUAUUCUCUCUCUCUCUCUCUCUCUCUCUCUCUGGGCCCUGAAGGACCCUGCAAGGACUCCGCAAGGGCCGGGAGCGACGCCAAAGGAUUUCAGGAGUAGAAGUCCCUGAGUCCUACGGCAAUAGCUCGGUGUGUAUGCGUGCGUGUGUGUGUGUGUGCGUGUUUGUGUGUGUGUGUGCGCGUGUGUGUGUGUGUGUGUGUGUGACUUCAAUUACCAUAUCCAUGUAAGGCCUUUUCUCCGUUUUGUUUUGUUCUUUUGUUCGUUCGUACGAUUCUAGUCCAUUACAGAAGAGAACAGCUGAUUGGCACUGCCAUAGAUACGUAGGUCAUUUCUGUGUCCGGGAUAACGCAGGGAACGAGGUACACUUCCAAUCCACGGCGCCACGAGGCAGAGAGUGCGUGGGCAGCGUGGCGGUGUUCUCCAGGCUCUCCCCCGGGGCCGCACAAGUCUCCGCGGUGGUCUGAGGCGUGUGUGUGGCGGAGGACCUGACCUGACCUGACCUAAAUUAACCUAACCUAACCUCACAUCACCUCUGAUCUAACCAGACCUAACCUAACAUAACAACGGAACCUCACCUCUGAUCUAACCCGACACAUCCUCACCUAAUCUGAUCUUGCCUAACUCAAUUUAACUUCAUCUCACCACACCUCAUCUAACCUUACUUAACCUAACCUCACCACUCCGUGAUCUAACCUAACCUAACCUAAAAUAUUCCAACUUAACCUAACCCUAGCUCACCUUCCCAAACCUAACUUAACCUAACCUAUCUUGAGAAAACCUCGUAAUGCUCUGAACAGGUUAGGUUAUUAGGUUAUUACUCUCUCUCUCUCUCUCUCUCUCUCUCUCUCUCUCUCUCUCUCUCUCUCUCUCUCUCUCUCUCUCUCUCUCUCUCUCUCUCUCUCUCAGGUCAGGCCAGGCAGCGCGAAGUAAGGUUAUGUCAGCUGCCACCUCGUUCCGAACACAUCUUGUUUCUUUGUUGUUGGUUUUGUACGUAUGUAUCAUUACUAUUACGUACUUCUCCUCCUUCUCCUCUUCCUCCUCCUUCUCCUCCUCCUCCUACUCCUACUCCUAUUCCUACUACUACAACACUUCCUGUCUUUAUUACUAUCUCGACUGCUUCCCUGCUACUGCUGCUGCCACUACUACUACUACUACUACUACUACUACUACUACUACUACUACUACUACUACUACUACUACUACUACCAUCGCCACCACUCCAGUUUUUAAGGACCUAGACUGUCUUGGAUGUGUUGUGUAAAUUCUCACAGUGGGUAGAUGUAGUUAAUUCUUGUUACAUUCCUCUCUGUACUAUUUUUUCCUCCCUCCUCCUCCUCCUCCUCCUUUGUAUUUUUCAUCAGUAACACCCCAGCUUCCCUCCCCCCACGGCACCUGCUAAACCUACCACGCCCCCAUUUCCCAUGAUUUCCUCACCCCUCCUCCAGGUCAGUUCUCCCCUAAAACGAUAAUAUCAGAAAAUUAAUUACGUUUUGCAAUAUUACAAGAUCAUUUUUUUUCUUUAUGGGUAAUUGUCAGGUUUUAUAAGUAGUGAUGUGGGUUUUCUAAGCGUCAUUCUUUUUUACAUUUCUGUCUGUUUUUGUCUAUUCUCUCUCUCUCUCUCUCUCUCUCUCUCUCUCUCUCUCUCUCUCUCUCUCUCUCUCUCUCUCUCUCUCUCUGUCUGUUUCUCUGUCUCUCUCUCUGCUCAGAUGGUGACGAAGACCUGGAGGCACUGAAGGGGUAUGCUGCCGUAACACCUCAACCGUAACAAAACUCGGAACGUAUGUGUACCGUAGCGAGAUAGUAACAUCUGAAACGUAUCAAAGCCAACAUCCGAACCGUAGAAAAAAAAAAAAAAAGUAACAUCUGAUCUAAUCCGUUACAAAACCAGUAACAUCUGAACCGUUACAAGACCUUAAACGUUAACAAAACUCGUAAACAUCUGAACCGUACGAAAUAAGACAAUUAACUUUUGAGCCGUAACCUAACCAACAAAACGAAUCACAUUAACUGAACGCCGUGAAAAAUCAAGUGAAAUUUUUAGUCUUUUUUUUUUUUCCUUUUCAAUCCAAGUCCAACUAUAAAUGUAUGUACAAAAAACAAAACAAACAAACAAGAAAAAAAAACUGCAAUACACCGAUAACAUAAAAGAAAACGGAGAUUUGGUGCGUGUAAGAAAAAAAAGUGUAAAAUCACAAAUAUUGAAGAAAAAGUAAAAAUAAAACAACAUAUUAUUGUAACAUGACCAAAACAAUACAUAGCAACAAACAAAGUAACAAAGCAAAACAAUACAGAGCAGGAAAAAGUGUUUAAACCCACAACACGAUCCACCACCCCUAAAUAAUGGGGGAAAAAAUAUACCUGAAAAAAAAAAAAUAAAUAAUAAUAAUAAUAAUGCUUAAAUCCCAACGUUUCCCUAAAGGAUUCUUCAUAUGUUGAAAAAAAUAAAAAAAUAAAUUAUAUGAAUGAAUAAGUGACAAAAAUAUCUAACCGGACACUACGAGUCGGCACUUCUAAACAACGAAAAAAAAAGUAACAUUCCCUUAAAAAAAAUGCGUAAAUAAAAAAAAAAAACAAUAACAAUGUAUACAGUCCAAAAUUACAACACUUUUUUUUUAAUUAGGAAGGAAAACAAAAAAGCUCUAAAAAAAAGCUCUAAGAAUUCCCAGAUCCCUAAAUAUCUUUGCUAGGAGUCAAAAUUUCCUUAAAUACUAAAAAGAAAAGAAAAAAAAACCCUGUUACAUUUCUAGACAAAAAUCCCUAAAAAUCCUGAAAUAUCCCUAAAAGAUUCUUAAAAAAUAUCUCAAAAUCCCUAAAAAAACUCCCUAAAAGAUCAUUGAAAUCCUUAGACACCCUUGCAGUAUGUAUAACGUCACCCUAAACACCAAACAAAAAAGAAAAUAAACGAAAAACAAGUACCCACUCCCAAAAAAGAAAAGAAAAAUCCUUCCCUGAAAAAUUUCCUUAAAAUCUUAGCCAUCUUUGCAGUGUGUCAAAUUUCCCUUAGUACUUAACACUGUACUAUCACUGUUACUUUGAGUGUGAAGGAGGAAAAGCAGUGUGGGCCUCGCGAGCUGGAGUGAGUGUGCCGCAAGGAAAACAGCGUCAGGUGAACGGCUAAGAUUCAAACGUAAACGAAACACUUGAAGGAAGGAAGAAAGAAAAAAAAUAAUGAGUGUAUGAUGUUUAUAUAUGAAGCACACACACACACACACACACACACACACAACACACACACACACACAUUGCUCAUAAAAAUCAUAAAAACUACACAUAAAAACAUAUUUCAAAGGGAAACAAAUCACGCACAUUGCAGUAAUAAGAUCAUAAAACAGAGGAAAAGAAAGCAAUAAUAUUAAAACAUAAACAAAAAAAAUAAAAUAGAAAGAAUGAAAAUUGAAAAAAAACAAGCAAAAAUACAAGAAAACACAAAGAGAGCAAUAAUAUUAAAGCAUAAAAAGACAAAAUAACAACAAAGAUGAGGAAAACAAGCAUAAGAUACAGGAAAACAACAAGAAAACACGUGAAAACUAAACCAACACGGAAAAAAAAAGAGGAAAAACACGUAACAAUACCAAGUCAGUUAUCCCCAACUAGUGCUAACCUUUCCACCUGGGCAGGAAAACAAAAAAACAAAAAAAAACAUCAAUUUAAGAAGCAUAAUACUGAGCAAAAAGAAGAUUAUAUCUCAACACACACACACACCUUUUCCUUCACCUGUCUACUUCCUUGAAUUUCACAUGAAGAUAAAUAAUGAAGCCAAGAUAAUGAUAAAUCUAAAAAAAAAAUAAAUAAACUAAUCUUCAAUAGUACUAGACACAUUCCCUUCCUUAUUUAUGCGGACAGAUUCUCAUUAUUAUUAUUAUUAUUAUUAUUAUUAUUAUUAUUAUUAUUAUUAUUAUUAUUAUUAUUAUUAUUAUUACUAUUACUUGCUACAGUGCUAGACCUUUUUGUACAUAGAUUGUCUCUCUCUGUCUCUCUCUCUCUCUGUUGUUGUACAUUUAUGUACAUAUUAUUAAUUGCCGUCACACACUAAAUCCUUAUCAUUAUCAUUAUUAUGUUUGCUUGACUAAGGAGUUUAAAGUAAAAAAAAUAAAUAGAUGACUAUAAGUAAAGGCCUCAGCGGCUGGCGUAGCGAGAGGCGAAGUUGUUUGUAAGGUUAAAACAAGAUGAUUAAAAAUUAUGUGUCGUCCAUAA
Molecule: messenger RNA, 10465 nt
Organism: Scylla paramamosain (green mud crab)
Lineage: Eukaryota; Metazoa; Arthropoda; Malacostraca; Decapoda; Portunidae
Gene: Syn
Product: synapsin-like
Exons: 14
Coding region: 683-2413 (576 amino acids)
Biological process (GO): neurotransmitter secretion
Cellular component (GO): synaptic vesicle membrane; synaptic vesicle
Molecular function (GO): ATP binding
Source: RefSeq, a predicted model, not a curated record